Molecule: messenger RNA, 945 nt
Organism: Microcebus murinus (gray mouse lemur)
Lineage: Eukaryota; Metazoa; Chordata; Mammalia; Primates; Cheirogaleidae
Product: olfactory receptor 52B4-like
Biological process (GO): G protein-coupled receptor signaling pathway
Cellular component (GO): plasma membrane
Molecular function (GO): olfactory receptor activity; G protein-coupled receptor activity
Source: RefSeq, a predicted model, not a curated record
AUGACCACCGUAAACCACACUGGCGUUAGCCACACAGUCUUCCGUUUGCUGGGCGUCCCUGGCCUAGAGGACCAGCACAUGUGGAUUUCCAUCCCCUUCUUCAUUUCCUAUGUCACUGCCCUCCUUGGGAACGGCCUGCUCAUCUGCAUUAUCCUCACAAAGCGCAGCCUGCACGAGCCCAUGUACCUCUUCCUCUGCAUGCUGGCCGGAGCAGACAUUGUCCUCUCCACGUGCACAGUCCCACAGGCCUUGGCCAUCUUCUGGUUCCAUGCUGGGGAGAUCUCCCUGGAUCGCUGCAUCACUCAGCUCAUCUUCAUCCAUUCCACCUUCGUCUCUGAGUCAGGGAUCUUGUUGGUGAUGGCGUUUGACCGUUACAUUGCCAUCUGCUACCCGCUGAGGUACACCACUAUUCUUACAAAUGCUCUGAUUGGGAAAAUUGGUGUAACCAUCGUUCUCAGAAGUUAUGGUACAAUUUUUCCCCUAAUAUUUUUGCUGAAAAGACUGACAUUCUGCAAAGGCAAUAUUCUCCAGAACACAGAUUGUAAGCACAUUAUCUUGGCCAAAAUUUCCUGUGAUGACAUCAGUGUAAAUAUCUGGUAUGGUUUUUUUGUCCUAAUGUCAACAGUGGUCUUAGAUAUUCUUCUGAUUUUUAUUUCUUAUGUGCUGAUUCUCCGUGCUGUCUUCCGCAUCCCUUCCCAAGAUGCUCGCCACAAAGCUCUCAACACAUGUGGUUCCCAUGUCUGUGUCAUCCUUCUCUUUUAUGGGCCUGGGAUCUUUACCACUCUUGCUCAGCGAUUUGGACACCACAUCUCACCCCAUAUCCAUGUCCUGCUGGCCAAUGUCUGCUUUCUGGCUCCCCCUAUGCUGAAUCCCAUCAUUUAUGGGGUCAAGACCAAACAGAUCUGGGAGCAAGUGGUUCAUGUGUUGUUUACAAAGCAGAAGUGA